Messenger RNA from Mesorhabditis spiculigera, 3327 nucleotides. Lineage: Eukaryota; Metazoa; Nematoda; Chromadorea; Rhabditida; Rhabditidae. The record is from the annotation of a GenBank genome assembly.
AUGGAUUUCCCGGCCAAUCAAGAGGAGUACUUCAGGCGUAUUGAAGAAUUCGCCGUUGAAACGCCGGAUGGAAUACAUUAUCCAUACGAGCAGUAUCUAUAUCCAGAUGAAAGACCGAUCGGAGCCGGGAAGAUGAAAAAUACUCGACCACAAACCGCAAAAACUAGACAUGUCUCGGCGCCUGUUCGCAAGGCUAAAGUGCUGCUGAAUUCUACGAUGGCCACGGCUACUAAUGAUGAACUGUUGAACGUUUUAGAUCGUCUAUUUUCGAUACUAGCGCCUGGCGUUGAAAAAGCUACUAUCAACAUCACGCCGCUCGACGAGACUCCCCUAUCAUUAGACGUUCCAUAUGGCGUGAUUAAGAGGCGUGCUGCGAAUUGGGUGCUCAACGAGAUUGAUCGAUCGAUGCAGAGCUCUAAACCCGUCCUAAACUUAGUGGGUGAAUGGUUGGAAGUGACAGCGCAGAUCGUAGAACCGUGUGUUCCGGUAGCUUCUGGACGUCCGAAGACUCGAAUUGAAUUAAUGUCUGGCAAGAAUUCCCGAGUGUUGACAGACCCCAAAGGUACAUCGCUGUGUCUUCCAAAGGCUUUUGCAUUGGGACUCGCGUACUCAAAACUCGAGCGAUCUCGGGGCACGGCUGUACACACGCUUUCUAAAAGUCGAUGGGACAAUUUACUGAAGAAGCCGAAACUCCUCGAAGCGGCAGCUAGAAAAGUGAUGAUUAAGGUUGGAAUUGUAAAGGAGCGGAACUACGUUUACGGCGAUUUGGUGAAGCUACAAGAAGGCUAUUCCUGUCACCGGCUAAUGGUUUUCAACACAGGAGGUAUACCGUUUUUCAAUUCGCCGCGAACCGAAGGAAUGUCUACAAAGCGAACAAUAUCUCUAUGCCUUGAUGAUAGGAUCACAGGACGCGGACAUUAUAUGCACAUUAAGAGGCUCAACAGAUUCCUCGGCAGUGGGUACCACUGCAGUGUAUGCAAUGUUAAAUACAACGAACAGGCAUCACACUAUCGGUGCCCUUUGAAAUGCACAAUGUGUGGACUUCAAACAUCUGACGGGAACUUGUCAGGGUGUGUUGGGGACGGCGAUAUGGUCCCGAUCCAUAACUGCCGAAAAUGUCUGCGCAGUUUUUAUACCAUCACCUGCUACGACAGACAUGUGAAGCCUGCGAGUGGUGGUGUUUCAUGGUGUGAUCGAGCUGAGAAGUGUUCUAAAUGCCACACGACCCUCCGAAUGGGCAGAGCGUCCGGAGAGCUACACGAAUGUGGAACCACUUUUUGCAAAACGUGUCACCAGAAACAUACUGAAGCGAAGGCGCACUUCUGCGCAAUUACGUGCUCCGACCGCUUUGGAAUUCAUCAGAUGACUGACUCCGAGCGUCAAAAGCAUGAUAAUAAGUUGAGAGCUUCUGAAGAAUACCGUCGAUCGUUGAUGACCGAUGAACAGAGAUGGUACAACAUGAAAGUGGCUGCCGGCUCUAGUUUCAAUAUGAAAGCGAUGCUGGAGAAGUAUUGUUUGCAAGAUGUGACACUGCUCGCUGAAGGUGUAUGGAAAUUUUCCACAUCUUUCUCGGCUUAUUUGAAGGUUGACCCGCUAUCAGAAGCCACUACUAUAGCAUCAGCCGCUAUGCUGGUUUUUCGUCGUUUAUUCGUCAACCCGAACUUGCCGCCAGUGAUUGCGUUGUCAAUAGAGUCCAUUGUUUCGAAAACCGGAACGCAGUCCAAACUUGGACUAGCUUACCUAGAAUAUCUACGUUUAACCGUGGAACCUGAUAUGAGACAUGCGGGAACAAGCGGUGGAGAGUUCACGGUGCCCGGAACUAUGUAUAAAGUGGACGGUUAUGUACCCGCAACGUCAACUCGUAAAUCUAAAAUCUGGAAAUUACGUGAAAAGGAUAUGGAUGUUGACACUUUUUUCCUGACCUGCGAUUUUUCGGAACCUCUAUCGCCCCGUGAAUGGUUUUAUGGCGGACGUGUGGAGGUUUUCCGGACCCGGGCUAUAGCGGACAAAAGAACUGUGCUGGAAUAUUUCGACUAUUGCAGCCUGUACCCUUAUGUGAAUAAAUAUUCUGCAUAUCCUAUCGGUCCUCCUCAAACCGUCGAUCCGGGCGAGAUCAUGUUGCCGAUAUUACCCGGAGAGUUGAUACCUUUGAAGGGAGCCAUGCGGUGUAAGGUGCUACCACCUGUCGAUCUCCAUGUGCCUGUAUUGCCCUACCGCUCGAAGAGAGGAGCUCUGGUUUUCGGUUUAUGUCGGACCUGUAUGGAAGAGAUAUACGCCGAUAAAUGCCCCCAUAACAACCACGAGCGUGCGAUCAUCGGGGCAUGGGCAACAGUCGAGCUACAAAAAGCUCUUGAAAAAGGCUACACGAUCGUCGAAAUUUAUCAGGCUGUCAGCUGGGACAAAUGGAGUCGGUGGGAGCGCCACGUGGAUGGUACUAUAACACAGGGACCAUUCUCGGGAUAUAUUGAUCGAAUGUUAAAAUUAAAGACGGAAGCGUCAGGAUACCCCGGUUGGGUGUUUGAAGCUGAGACCACGGAUAAGGUCGAAUCCAAUAAGGAACUAUAUGUGGAGAAUUACUUCGAAAAUGAAGGAAUCAGGCUUGAACAUUCGGCGAUUCGGCGAAACCCUGAAUUACGCCAAGUAGCUAAACUUUUGGCCAACUCACUAUGGGGAAAGACAGGCCAGCGGACCAAUAUGCCGAAAUCUGAGUUUAUAUCUGAUCCUUCAAAGCUCUGGAGGAUGCUUGACAACCCUGGUCUGGAGAUACUGGAUCUUGAACUUGUCAACCCCAUGCUGAUGCACCUAAAAUACGUCGAAAUCGUCGAAGCGUGUAAGAGGGUGCUGCCGUACGUGGCCGUGCACUACGCGGCUCUGACGACGGCCUAUGCGCGCUUAAGACUCUAUGAAGCACUCGAAAGAGUGAAUUCGGAGGAUCUGAUUUACACAGAUACCGAUAGCAUAGUGAUCAAGCGCCAUGUCAAUGCCACGGAUACUAAACAUCCGCUUGCACCGCUCAUUGGGGACUUCUUAGGCCAACUGGUCAACGAGAUUCCAAUAGUACUGCACCUGAAUAUGCAACUGGCUUGGCCUUCAUGUAUGCUGCUAUGCGGCCCUAGUUCUUGCGGGAAAACGACGCUGUUAAGAGAAAUCAUUGACCGUUGCGAUACGCUCUAUUGCGAGCGUCCUAGAAUUAUCAUCUUUGCAUACAAUGAGUAUCAACCGGGCUAUGACGCUUUUGCAUCUAGGCAGAAUAUUAAGAUGAUUGAAGACGACAAUGAAAACCCGAUCGAAGCCUUCAUGGUCCCCAAAUGCCUUCAAAAAUCUAUG